UGUUUUGUUUUGGUCUCGCAACAGCUGCACUAUCCGGGUACAUGCCGCAACGUUGUUCAAAAUUUUAGUUUCAAACAGUUUUGAAAAUAAUUGCAAAAUUCUCGGUGAAUCUAGUCUAUAUGUAUCAAAUUUUGAGUUUCUUCAGAUCUAAUGUAGUUGGUAGUGCUAAGGUGAUACGAUUUUAUUCGUCCAGUUUUAAACCGAAACGUAAAACGCAGCAAACGAAAAUGCCCCUGGAUCCGAAACACAUUGCCGAAGCUCAGAAGCAGCGACUGAAGCUGAAGCAAAAGGUGAUCAAAGCGUCGCCGGGGAUCGUCAAUCUGCAAAUUGUGGGCUCCGGAGCACCGGGUGCUCCAGCUUCUGUGUAUUUGUUCAGUGACCAGACGAGGUACCUGUUCAACUGUGGCGAAGGAACGCAACGACUGGCGUACGAGCACAAAACGAAACUUUCGUGCUUGGAAAAUAUCUUUAUGACCCGGACCUGCUGGGAGCGGAUUGGGGGACUGCCGGGAAUAUGUUUGACUAUGCAGGAUGUGGGCGUUCCGAACGUUACACUGCACGGACCUCCGGGUUUGGAUGAGCUGUUCAAGGCGAUGAGAAGGUUUGUCAUUCUGAAGGAUAUGAAAGUGGAAGCGGCGGAAUGCAAAGCGGAGGACGUAUUCGAUGACCACGUGAUGAGUUUGAAGUAUGUGGCCAUCCAUAGGGAACCGGAGUCAUCGUCUAAUUCGGACGAGGAGGAUCAGGUGGAUGACACGACGGUGGACGACACGGAUUACUAUGCUUAUGAGAAGCGUAGUAAGCCAGCUCCCAAGUCGAAACUUUCGGCGUUCCAACAAGAUUGGACCAAACGGCACGAGGAAUCUGUGAUGGCUUACAUCUGCAAGCUUAAGCUACGUUUCGGACAGCUCUCGCUUGAGAAGUGCGUCGAUCGAGGGGUGACCCCGGGACCGCUGUUGGGGCAGUUGAAAAACGGCAACGAUGUCACCCUCCCUAAUGGAACAGUGGUGAAAUCCAGCGACGUUCGAGGACCGGAUGAUCCCGGACCGGUGUUUAUAUUCAUUGACAUUCCUAGUGAAGAAUAUUUCCGAGAUCUGGACGAUAAGAAUGAAGCUUUCGCUCCGUAUCAGAGCACGGCUACGGAGGAGUCUAACCAGGCGAUGUAUGUGCUGCAUUUUAGCCCUUUAGAAGUGAUGCAGAAGCCGGAAUAUAGAAAGUUUAUGGACAGAUUUUCUGCCAGUACGAGGCACAUUGCCUUGAAUGAGAUAAAUAGUUUUUCAGGCUAUAUCGCAUCUCACCGGAUACAGUAUCAUUUGAAUCAACUUGAUGGUGGCAUUUUUCCACUUCUAAAGGAACAGAAUAACGAUUACGUCAACCAAGAUGGAAGAAUACAAGAUAUAGAUGUGGUUAAAUCUUCGUCGUUGAGCUAUCUCCAUGUUCGGCCGAAAAAAGGAAUUGAUAGGACCCAAGAAGCCGCGCUCAACCCAUCCGAAUAUCUCCAGGAGUUGGAAAUUCUUCCCGAGUUUAAACUAGCUUUGGAUCAACUUCACCAAAAGCUGGUACUGCGGAAACCGCAACAACAGCUGAUGGCACGGUCGGAGAAAUACCCCCGGGUUGUGUUCCUCGGAACCGGGUCAUCCAUUCCGAAUAAAACUCGAAAUGUCAGUGCUAUUCUGGUGCACACCGGGCCGCAUUCUUCAAUUCUGUUGGAUUGCGGAGAAGGAACUGCUGGUCAGAUCAUUCGAUUGUAUGGACAGGAGAGAGCUGAAAGCGUGUUUAGAAGUUUAAAGGCAAUUUACAUCUCACAUCUCCACGCAGAUCAUCACUUAGGGCUAUUUGGACUACUUCAAACCAAACGUAAAUUGCUGGGUGCAAACAAUGAAAAGAUCCUGCUAAUAGCUCCGGAGCAAAUCUCUUACUGGUUGAGGUUGUAUGACUGUCGUUUUGAACCAGUGCACAAGGAUUACGUUCUCGUCAAGAAUGCCGAGCUGGUUGAUGAACCCCUGCGAGAUGAACGAAUCCAAGACCUCGGUGUAACGGAAAUCGCCACCUGCCGAGUGCGUCAUUGCCCGCACUCGUUCGGUGUAGCCCUGAGUAUGAACUCCAGCCAAAAAGGGGAAACUGGCGAACCGGUCAAAAUAACCUACAGUGGCGAUACGAUGCCAUGUCAGAAUCUGAUUGACCUGGGCCGGGAUUCGACCAUACUUAUCCACGAAGCCACCAUGGAGGACGAGCUGGAAGUGGAAGCCCGAGUCAAAAUGCACAGCACCCUGUCGCAAGCCAUCGAGCAGGGCAAGAAGAUGAACGCCAAAUACACGCUGCUGACCCACUUCAGUCAACGGUACGCGAAGAUACCGCGUAUCGAGUCGGAGCUGGAGACGAACCUGGGAAUUGCCUUCGACAACAUGGAAGUGACGCUGGACGAUUUGCCACAGCUGAGUUUGUUCUAUCCUGCGUUGAAGGCGAUGUUCAUUAGUCAUUUCGAGGAAAUGGAACAGAAGGCGAUCAAACGGGGAAACAAGAGGAUGCGGUUGGAGGGUGGGAGUGGAAGCAAUAGCAAGGAAACUUCACCAACGCGGUAGACUGGGCAUGGAAUGAGAUGUUGCUAAAUUGAUAGACCCUGUUAUGAAAGAAUUGAUUAAUAAAUUAAUUGAAUUGAUUUUCAAUAAAA
Molecule: messenger RNA, 2668 nt
Organism: Aedes albopictus (Asian tiger mosquito)
Lineage: Eukaryota; Metazoa; Arthropoda; Insecta; Diptera; Culicidae
Gene: RNaseZ
Product: ribonuclease Z, mitochondrial
Exons: 5
Coding region: 120-2579 (819 amino acids)
Biological process (GO): mitochondrial tRNA 3'-end processing
Cellular component (GO): mitochondrion
Molecular function (GO): 3'-tRNA processing endoribonuclease activity
Source: RefSeq, a predicted model, not a curated record